AAUUAAUCUCCCUUCUUUCAUCAGCUGAGGAAUAAACUAAUACAGGUGCCUUCAAGUGUUGGUGACAACGCUUGUCUUACAUCACCCUGCUUAUGAGACUGAACAGUGGGUUCCGAGUCACCUCAGAAAAAGAAGUGGCAAACUGCAGAUCGGCAGGAAUAAAAGGGGUUCCUAGAACAGGGAGCAUUGUUCACCAAAGCCCUGGCCUUCCAGGAUUCAUGGCUGCUCACAGGGUUCAUCCUCAAGGCCAGGCGACAGGAGUAUCUUUUCUUCCUACUGCAGCAGAUGUGCCUUUGGAUCGGCAUCGUAAAAAAGGUCACAGCUGCCUUCCCACCAGAAAAUGUCUUCUGACUUCUUGCGGGGUAUUCCUCGUGCUUGGCGUUGUUGCCGCUGCGAUUGCUGUUGGGAUCAUCUUCGGGACACCUACAAAACCUGCAAGUUGGACAUAUCACCAAUGCAGGACAGAUUCACAGCAACCAGGGUUCCUGUGUGAGGACCGCACAACUUGCUUGCCACCAUCUCUGCUUUGUGAUGGCAAGAUGGACUGCCGUGACGGAUGGGAUGAAGCUGCUGCCUCCUGUGGUCAAAUGCCCGACAGUCUCCCACAAAACUUGAUUUUCAAGUGUCCCAACCAGAAGACAUGGACGUUUGUGGACAGGGUGUGUGACACCAGGAACGACUGUGGUGACUGCUCAGAUGAAUCAGUUUCACGGUGCCCAGAGUGCUCCGGCUGGAGAUGUGAGACCGUUUUCUUCGCGGACUGUGCCUGCAUUCCCAGAAGUCGCUGCAGAAACGGCAUCCAAGACUGUGCCGACUGGAGUGAUGAAAACCUGUGCGACUAGACUCAGAAGCGUGGGUUUGGAAAGGCUGAGAAAUGUCUUUGCCUUAAGACUUCUCUCAAAGUGAUGGCCUGUCUAUCUGCUUGUUUUCCAUCCGGGGAUGUAGGCUAGGGAAGGGUUAAAGAACCUGUGCCCCAGUUAACAAAGCAAACAGGCAGAGAUCAGAUGCAACUUCAGGUCCCUGGUCUAGACCUGUUUCGGAAGAGCCACUGUUCUGUGGGAAGCAUACAUGUGUACUCAUUUCAACCAAUACCAAGAACAGUCACCUUAAGCUUCAGACGGAGAUGUCUAGCUCACUAGUGUAGCCCUGGGUCAGAUGUAGCAGGAAAUUAAGUUUUAAAACACGUAUUGUUUUAGAAAGUAUGUAAGGUAUUAGAUUUUAUUAUGGCUGCUUUUCUAGUCUUUCAGGCUUUAUGUGUAUGCUCAUUUCCAUAUCCGGAUAUGUAUUUCAAAGUAGGGUCUGUAUGUUAGUGAGAACUUACAAUUUUUGUCUGAGUUUGGAUCACCUAUUUAUGGUAUUUAGUUCCACUCAUUUUCCUGGAGUUUUCUUUACAGUUGAAUAAAACUCUAUUGUGUAUGUAUACCAUA
Messenger RNA from Mus musculus (house mouse), 1427 nucleotides. Its product is annotated as predicted gene 21976. The transcript is spliced from 7 exons. NCBI's taxonomy places the organism in Eukaryota, Metazoa, Chordata, Mammalia, Rodentia, Muridae. The record is from RefSeq and is a predicted model, not a curated record. The coding region runs from base 93 to 842 and encodes 249 amino acids.